Colletotrichum orchidophilum is the source of this 132-nucleotide messenger RNA. RefSeq lists its product as uncharacterized. The record is from RefSeq and is a predicted model, not a curated record. Bases 1 to 132 code for a protein of 43 amino acids. The transcript has a single exon. NCBI's taxonomy places the organism in Eukaryota, Fungi, Ascomycota, Sordariomycetes, Glomerellales, Glomerellaceae.
AUGUGUCCAGACGUUACAUUAGACGCAAGGCCCCUGACAAGCUGGUCUUCUGUUGGCCGCUGGGCAUGGCAGAUAUUGACAUCCCAUAUGCCCUACCCACCUUUCAGGCCUUUUUGCUCAGCGACCAUGUGA